AUGGCGCCAAUCGCGGCAGCCACGUCAGCUCGUUCGCCCGCUCUUCGCGGGGAUACUCCCGCCUCCGCGCCUGCCGCUUCUCCCCGUGCUGGUGUUUCGGAGAGUGCUACUAACGGUCGUGAUUAUAGCGAGUAUGGAGCAGAGGGAAUGUGGGGAGCAGAGGCGGAAGAUAAGGGCUUGAAUGAGGGUGACGAGUUGAAAAAGGGGUUUGGAAAAUCGGAGAAUGUAGAGGUAGAGGCUACACUGGAGGAAUUGGAGCAGUCUUUAGCGGAUCUCGAGGAGACUAUUGACGAGGAUAAGACGAAGAGCAUAGGUCGCCUGGAUGCAGCAGAAGCUGAGCUGGCGCAGCGCGAAAGCUUGGGGAUAGGCUCGGACGGGCACCUGCUGCACGUGUGGCAGCUGAGUUGGCUCAAGGCGGGGUGGGUCCCCGUGGUGCUGCGAGGGGAGGAGAGCAUAAAAGAACACGGAGAAUAUAACGAGAUGCUGACACGCGCAGUGGAGGGGGCGGGGGGCGUGGCAAUGAAGCCCAUCGUGACUCGCUGGCUAGCCGUGGCAGCAGCAGGCGGGGGACUGUUUGCUCACUACGAUGUCAUCAACUUCGGGGUACCCCCCCCUGCCAACUGCCUUAUUGGACCGCUGUCCACUUAUGGGGAUCUGUUCCCCUUCAUGCUCUCCGGCCAGCCAGACGACUUUGCGCGCCUAGCCCAGGCGCGCCUACCACUGCCAAUGCAGGCAGCCCAUCCUGCCCCCAGUAUCACGGGGGUGGUGUCGCCUCGCUUCCGUUUCCCCGCUGUCAGGGGCAUUGUGCGCUGCUCCCCUGCUGCUCUGCCGCUCUUCCUUCAGCCUCCCAUCCUCCAGAACCUCUAUCCCGGCAUGCCCGUGCCAGCAGGCAUUUCUAACUUGGAAUUUCUCCACGCUCUCACACACCACCUGCAGUCUCUUCCUGUGAAUCAAGAAGAUUCCACCACCGAUAACCGCCUCUCCCGGGCCGUAUCCCGGGUCCUAAACAUCCCCCUUACAGCAGCUCCGUUAGCAGUAGAAACACAGAAGCAGACAGUUGCUGUCGCACGAUACGACAUGGCGGGGGAUGUGGUAACCGUGUUACAAGCAGCGCUGGGGUUCAGGAUAGGCAGGGGGGAGGGAGAGGCGUUAGAGAAUGCUGUGAGGGCGGGUUGGGAGGCGACAAGGCCGUUUGCGUCGCAUGUGCAUGGGGAGGUGUUGGAUACGAUUCUGGGGCGCAACCUGGUGGAUGUGCGAUUGCUGCAGGCUGCUGGAGUGAGGGUGGACGAAGCAUUGGCUCGUGCCAAGGUGCUUGAUGGAUAG
Molecule: messenger RNA, 1323 nt
Organism: Closterium sp. NIES-65
Lineage: Eukaryota; Viridiplantae; Streptophyta; Zygnematophyceae; Desmidiales; Closteriaceae
Source: the annotation of a GenBank genome assembly